UCGUAGCCGCCGUCCGCCCAACCUAGUCUUCAGCGGGCAAAGCAAUACACCAGCUCGCCGAGCAGCGGAAAGGCACUGCAAACUCCGGCCAGGGGCUACAGACACGUUUUGUUUGGAGCUGCUGGUAACUGAGGGACAUGCCUCGCUUUUAAUUAACCUACCAUAGAGACGCAAGGUCAGCCCGAUCUCACCAGAAAGUGGUAAUCAUGGGCCACGGUGUCGGCUGAGGAUCCGGAGGGCUUAACACACGCUCCAAACGUUUCCACUCCGGUGUAUGACAUGGCCACAGCCUCAUCCAGAACAGAUUGUAGCAAUAACCACGGAGGGACGUCACAGCUACAUGCCAUUGUUUCUUGUGCCAAACUCAAAAGGAAGAAAAACUGGUUCGGGACAGCCAUCUAUGUGGAGGUGACAGCCGAGGGAGAGACCAAGAGGACGACCAAGUCCCACAGCUCCUCUAGCCCAAAAUGGGAGGAGCACCUCACACUGAAUGUAACACCACGCACACGCUUGGACUUUAAAGUUUGGAGUCACCACACUCUAAAGGCGGAUGCGCUGAUGGGGAAAGCCACUCUGGACCUGCACCAGGUCCUGGAGCAGCACAACAGGAAAUUGGAGAAUGUGAAGGAGGUGCUGAAGCUGACUCUGGAGAAUAAGAAUGGAGUGGUGACAUCAGGAGAGCUCACUGUGGUCCUUGAUGGCCUCACCGUUGACCAAGAGCAGCUGCACAAUGGGAACGCCUCCACUACAGCCAGUGAGUUUCUCUCUCUCUCUCUCGCUCUCUCUCUCUCUGUGCGUCAAGCGAUUCAGUCUGAAUAUUUCUUGUCUUUUUCUCCUCCUGUAGAAGUCCAACAAAAUGGAGAUACCAUUCAUGAAAAUGGAGAAGAGGCUUCCACAAAGGCUCAGACCAGCUCUGUGAAUGGGUCAAAUGGAGUGGAGAGCGAAGCACCCUCCACCUCCUCCGCCAACAGCGAGUCUAGCAAUGUCCCCGUGGUCAAUGGAGUUGGAGAAUCCUCCCCGACGCACCAGACCGCCAGCCCGAAGGUCACGCCUGCUCCUAACCCUGCCGACAGCGAUCGAGCCAACAGGACUGUUAAUGGGGAAGCCUCCAAUUCAACCAAUGCUGCUGCUGCUGUUGCUGCUGCUACUCCAGCCUCCUCCACAGAGGAGGUGCUGCCCCCUGCUGACGCCUCAGAGGAGAGUAAUCAGGCUGCCGCUACCAGUUCUACAGUGUGUUCAGCCUCUGCUCCCUCUUCCUCUCAGGCCUCCCAGGGCCCCGCCUCCUCCUCCUCCUCCUCCUCCUCCACCACCACCACCACCAUCACCACCACCACAGAGCCUGAUAGUGCCGCUGUCACAACCACCAACACCAACACCACCACCACCGCUGCCUCCUCCUCUUCAUCCUCCUCCUCUUCUUCGUCUGUGCCUGCCCAGAACCAGGGUGCUACCGCCUCCAGUUCCAUGGCGGAGACUGCUGCAGCCAGCAGCAGCAGCAGCAGCAACAGCAACAGCACAGCUACUGAUGGAGCCAAACCUCGUCAGCAAACCUCCAACAUUAGCACUUCAGACUCUCUGCCACCUGGAUGGGAGCAGAGGAAAGAUCCACAUGGGAGGACUUACUAUGUCGACCACAACACGAGAACCACCACAUGGGAGAGACCACAGCCUUUGCCACCAGGUUGGGAGAGGAGGGUGGAUGACCGGGGCAGGAUCUACUAUGUGGAUCACAACACACGGACCACCACGUGGCAGCGACCCACCAUGGAGUCCGUCAGAAACUUUGAGCAGUGGCAGUCCCAGCGCAGCCAGCUGCAGGGAGCUAUGCAUCAGUUCAACCAGAGAUACCUCUACUCGGCUUCAAUGAUGUCGGCAGAAAACGACCCUUUGGGUCCAUUACCUCCCGGCUGGGAACGGCGUGUGGACUCAAACGACAGAGUGUAUUUUGUGAAUCACAACACAAAGACCACGCAGUGGGAGGACCCACGUACGCAAGGGCUGCAGAACGAGGACCCUCUGCCUGAGGGCUGGGAGAUUCGGUAUACCCGCGAGGGGGUCCGCUACUUUGUGGAUCAUAACACCCGGACCACCACCUUCAGUGACCCGCGGACUGGGAAGUCUUCUGUCACCAAAGGUCCACAGAUAGCAUACGAGCGCAGCUUCAGAUGGAAAUUAGCACACUUUCGCUACCUGUGCCAGUCAAAUGCACUACCUAGCCAUGUUAAGAUCACCGUGUCUAGGCAGACGUUGUUCGAAGACUCCUUCCAACAAAUCAUGGCUCUGAAGCCGUAUGACCUGAGGAGAAGGCUCUAUGUCAUCUUCAGAGGAGAAGAGGGCCUGGACUAUGGAGGGCUUGCAAGGGAGUGGUUUUUCUUGCUCUCUCACGAGGUGCUCAACCCCAUGUACUGUCUGUUUGAGUACGCUGGCAAGAGCAACUACUGUCUCCAAAUCAACCCAGCCUCCACCAUCAACCCAGACCACCUGUCCUACUUCUGUUUUAUCGGCCGCUUCAUCGCCAUGGCACUCUUCCAUGGCAAAUUCAUUGACACUGGUUUCUCCCUUCCGUUCUACAAACGUAUGCUGAACAAGAAGCUCAUACUCAAAGAUCUGGAGUCCAUUGACCCUGAAUUCUACAACUCUCUGAUCUGGAUCAGGGAUAAUAACAUUGAGGAGUGUGGUCUGGAGAUGUACUUUUCUGUGGACAUGGAGAUCUUGGGGAAAAUUACCUCCCAUGACUUAAAGCCUGAUGGUGCUAAUAUUCUGGUGACAGAGGAGAACAAAGAGGAGUAUAUUGGGCUUAUGGCAGAAUGGAGGUUCUCGCGUGGAGUAGAGGGCCAGACCAAAGCAUUUUUGGAUGGCUUUAAUGAGGUGGUGCCCCUGCAGUGGCUGCAGUACUUUGAUGAGAAGGAGCUGGAGGUGAUGCUUUGUGGUAUGCAAGAGGUUGAUCUGCAGGACUGGCAGAGGAACACUGUGUAUCGGCACUACACAAGGAACAGUAAACAGAUCAUGUGGUUCUGGCAGUUUGUGAAGGAGGUGGAUAACGAGGUGAGACUGCGGCUGAUGCAGUUUGUCACCGGGACCUGCAGGCUGCCACUGGGGGGCUUUGCUGAGCUCAUGGGGAGUAAUGGACCCCAGAAGUUCUGCAUUGAAAAGGUCGGCAAAGAUACAUGGCUCCCCAGGAGUCACACUUGCUUUAAUCGGCUGGACUUGCCCCCUUACAAAAGUUAUGAGCAGCUGAAAGAGAAGCUGCUUUUCGCAAUCGAGGAAACGGAAGGAUUUGGCCAAGAGUAGAGCAUACUCCCUCUGCAGCGCACCCAGCCAAGUAAAACAAAAAAAAACAAGAAAAAAAAAGGAAAAAUUGCACAGAUAACCACCAAUGUACAUAAGCUAUUUUGUCAUUUUAAACCAAAUCUUAAUCCACCACCUCAUUUAGCAAUCUCCCUUAUAUUAUUCCCAUAAAUAUGCAAGCAUUUCAGCUUUUUCUUCUCUUUUAAAAGCCGAAAUCAAUAUACAAUACUUUUUUCCCUUCCUUUUUGGCUGGUUUUUAAAAAGGAGACUGAAAAAAAAUUACUUAGAGAGGAUUUUAUAGUAGAACCAUACAUACAGCUCUAGUUUUAUAGAGCUUUUAAUGGAUGAUUGUAGUGUUUGGUCCAGUGCCUGAGUUUUGUUUUUUUUUUUCUUCUUUUUUUUUUUUUUUCGGACCUUUUAGUUGUGAUUGUGCAGCGCUUGCAUGGCUGCCUCUAUGGGGGCAGAACCUCCCAAGGAUUCCCCCACCCCACCCCAACCAACACUUACUAACAACCAAACGAAUCGGUCAUCCACUCUCAUAUCAUGGAAAGGCCCAGAAUAUUCUAGACAGUAUUGCCGUUUGUCACUUUAGGCUUACAGAGCAGUAUUUCUCCCUUCAACCAAAAAAAAAAAAAAAAAGCUUUGCUCCUCAACUGCACACAUCUGAGGGGUGGGGGGAGAACUUAAUCUAUGUGCCGUUGUUAUGUCAGUCACACUAUGAUUUUGACAAAAAAAGAAAACAGGGGUUGGCAUGUGUUAAUUCGUGGAAUGAGAUAUUUAAAUCGCAGCGCUGUGUGUAUAGCAUCUUCUUAGCAAGCAGAGAUGCAUCAGAGAUUCAGCUCUGAAGUCUUCAGUUUGUGGCCUUUUCAAUGGGAGGGGCCCCUGUUAGAGACAGACAGGGGAGGACGUGCUUUUAAAAAAAAAAAAAAAAAAAAGACAGCGUCAAGAGUGUGAACCAGUGCACACUGUGUCCCAUGUGAUAUUUCAUAUUAAAAUAUGGCUCAAAAAAAAAGAAAAAAAGAAAAAGACUCUUCUCUUUUCCUCAUUGCUGUAAGAAAAUGGAACAUUGCAGAGGUGUGUGCUGGCAGCCCCCCCCCCUCCCCCCCAGAGAAUGAGGCAUGCUGGUGAAAGCUUUACGGUGUGGAUGUUCAGGCUGUGUGCUUUAUGACGGGUGAAUGAGAGAGUGAGGAGGUGGGGGACAUAACUGUUUUGAACUCUCACUUCUUUUACUCUGACACUCUUUAAAAUGUGCUCCCAAACCAUGGCAGUGCACCUUGUCAUGCCUGUUCUCUUUUUUUCCUCUUUUUUUUUUUCCCUGAAUCAUCAAAUUUAAUUUAUUUACAGUGUUAGGUCCCCCCCCCCCCGCUACCUGUUCAUUCGCCAAAGUUCACAAUGUUUUACUAGUUGUUUUUGUUCAACAGAAGGAAAAAGUUUCAAAUAAGAUGAAAAUCUUGUUGGGGACAAACUGUUUUAAACGUAUGGAAAUGCACAUUACUGAACAUGGAGUUGAGACUGUGUCCCCCGGUGUGGCCUCUUUGUUAAGAGUUCCCUUCUGUGUGUCUGUAAUCAUUAACUAGUCUUGAUCUAUUGAAUGAAAGCUCUAUUUGUGUGAUCAAAGAUGGCAGAAAGGUUGAAUAUGUAACCUAAUAUGUGAGAUUUCAACCUCUAUCAACUGUCUUUGUGGAUUGAUUUUCAUGGAUAUUUUAGUGGUAUUUCUAAUAGAGAGCAAACAUAGCCUACAGAGCAGAAACCGUUCUCCAUGACUCAUCAGAUGAAAAAAAAUGUCAAUAUUCGUUUGGAAAGCAGCAGUACCCAGCACCCUAUAUUUUUUACCUUUCCUCUUGAACAGAGAAUAACACCAAAAGCUAAACGUGUUUUUCUUUUAAAAACACAUGCGGACUCAAUUAUGUGCUUCUUAGCGUGAAGAGUUUUUCAGAGGAAAUGUUUCAUUGUCUUUUUUUUUUUUUUUUUUUUUAGUUUCUUAAAGUCUUAUUACUCAGACAGCUAUACAAGAAGGGACAGUACUUUUCUGUUUAAAAUCCGUUUACCAUAAAAUAGGUAUUACUUCACGUACUACUGCGCCACAGGCCAAAUGUCAUAAUCCGUGCAAAUAUUUCACAAGGUGUCACCCUACUUAGUUCAUGGUCUCUGAUUGGCUGCCAACAAAUCCGUAACAUGCCAAACUGGGUGAUGAAAUGCUAUAGGUUUUUUUUUUUUUCCUCCAGUCUUCAUUUACUUCCCCCGUGUUCACUUGUGUUCGUAGCUUCUUGCAUUCUCUUUGUUAUGUUGGGAUAUGUGAAAACUCUACCAAAUUCUGCCUCUCAUGCUUUCUGUUGGCUGUAUGAAAUGAGAAAAUGUCCUCUCCUCUGUGCCAGACGAGUUUUUAACAUGCUUGUGCACCGCCCAGAGGAGCUGUGCUGUAGAUUAGGUAGCAUGUUGUUAACGGUUUGGCAAACCUGAUCCUGGAAUCCUGAUAGCUUUUGCCCUUACAUCACAAUUCAUUUUUAUAUAUA
Chanos chanos (milkfish) is the source of this 5801-nucleotide messenger RNA. It is a transcript of the gene wwp1, whose product is annotated as WW domain containing E3 ubiquitin protein ligase 1. The record is from RefSeq and is a predicted model, not a curated record. The transcript has 25 exons. Gene Ontology annotation, biological process: protein ubiquitination; proteasome-mediated ubiquitin-dependent protein catabolic process. The coding region runs from base 280 to 3291 and encodes 1003 amino acids. NCBI's taxonomy places the organism in Eukaryota, Metazoa, Chordata, Actinopteri, Gonorynchiformes, Chanidae. Gene Ontology annotation, cellular component: cytoplasm. Gene Ontology annotation, molecular function: protein binding; ubiquitin protein ligase activity.